ACAUUUAUUUAGUGAUAUUUGAAAUAAAUAUCGGGAAAAAUAAAUACAAAUGAAUAGAAUAUAUUAAUCGAGACCAUAUUUAUAAUUUACGAUAGUUGCUAAGCCGAGAUACUCCGGGCUCCAUUACGAUCUUGCGUCGAGUUUCAGACGACUUAACGGGUUUUGAAGAAGAUCUUCUUUCUUCUUAACGCUAAGUUCCAGUUUUCACUUUUUAAAGGAUUUUUACCAAGAUGUCUAUGCUAACAAGUGGUGACGCGGAGGGUCUUCUUGCUGACUUUGUUGGUUUCCAGCAAAAUCUUUCAUCAAUAGUUGAAGGUCUUGAGUCUCAGGAGGAGGAGAAGAAGAUGCGGGCAAUCCAAAAACUCCGAAUAUUGUUCAAUGACGAUGUCACUUUUCUAGUACAUGCUCUAGAGUCUGGUAUAGUUGUUCCUCUACUUGACGAAAUUCUACGGGGAGAGGGUUCAUUUGCUCUCAAGCUUGAAGCUGCUAACGCUGUCAUCGACAGUAUUCCUGAUAUGAUGGAGUUAGAUGAUUUGGUGAUUGAUAGUAAGUUGGUGGAACUUCUUUUAAAGCUUCUGCAUUUUCCAGCUGAAAAUGUUUGUGAGCAGGCGAUGGAGAAACUGGGAAUUGUUGCUCUCUCCCCUGUAGGUCGUGGUUUUGUUCUUACGUGUAUGACUUUGGAUAAUUUACUGCAUAUUUUGACCUAUUGCAACAUUUUAUUGCUGAGAAAAGCCACGCAGACUAUAUCAGUGCUUUCUAGAGGCACACCAAAAGUGCCUUCUGUGAAGGUGAAACCAGCAAUCCAAGCUCUUUGUUUCCUUGUUGCUUCAAAUGAUGAUCGAGAGGUGCUAAGAAACGCAUGCUGGGCACUUUAUUACCUCUCUGGUGGUAUCGAUGAGGACUUAGAGGCAUAAUGCAAUAGCAAAGUAGCAUCAGUCAUUCUGUUGUGAGCCAGAGUGAUAUUAUUAGUGGCCUCUUUGAGAUUCCGGUGCUGCUUAAGCCCUUAGAAGAUCCCUCUCCUUCUGUAAUCUCCCCUGCCAUCCAUAUCCUUUCAAGUAUUUGCCGAGGAGAUGACGGCCAGAAAGAGAUCUGAAUGUAAGGAACUGAUGAAAGCCCGUAGCAUUUAUGGCCGUGACGUCCUUCAUUGCCUGCCGGACUUGCUAGAUAGAGGAGAAGAAGAAAGGUUGGUAUGCCUGUGUAUAGCAUAUAUUACUCUUGGGAGCAGUCAACGGGCAAAGGCUGUAGCUGAUGUUGCUGGAUUAAUGGACCCUCUAUGCCAACUGGCUAAGGCUAGACAAAUGGACGUUGCUGUUGCUGCAAUUUCAAAUGCUAUUAUCGGUAUCAGUGAUGAUUCGUACAUCAAUGAAUUGGUGGAUUGCUGCAUAGGUCCUCUGUGUGAUUAUCUUGGCGUCUUUGGUAAUAAAAUAAUUUGCACCAUUAGUCUUAAAGGAGUAGAAAACAUAUUGGAGUAUGGGGAAAAGCACAAGGGACCUGACGGCACUAAUAUUUAUGCUAAGCGGAUCGAAGAGGCUGGGGGAUUGAAAAAUCUUAACGGCAUGUAUUGUUCUUUGACCAUGAAACUCCAGGCUUAUGAAAUAUUGAGUAAAUACUGGCCUGCCAACGGAACCUCAUGCAAAGGUGUCCCGACAUAUACAAUCCCACCUUUGAAGAAUUAUUAUAGAAGAAGACGUGAAAGAGGAAGUAAGAUUUGUGCAGCUUUGACCUAGUCCAACUUCUCUCCAGCAUGAAGAAACUGCCUCAUUAAUUCUCUCCAGCAGUAACCAAAUAUUUCAACCUACUAUGUGAUUAGGCCGUGCAUUUUUCUAGUUAUUUUAAACAAUAUGUAUUCUAUAAAUAUCUAGUCGGGAUUAGUUUUAAGGGCAUUGAAGUAGUAUCUGGGAGGUUUGUCCACUCCAUACGGACAGAUUUGUUGGUUGUAAAUUGUGUUUAAUAUUCUUGCACAAUCUAUUGCCAACAGAAAUUUCCUCGUCUUA
Messenger RNA from Nicotiana attenuata, 1994 nucleotides. Its product is annotated as importin subunit alpha-1-like. Bases 231 to 914 code for a protein of 227 amino acids. The record is from RefSeq and is a predicted model, not a curated record. The transcript is spliced from 10 exons. Gene Ontology annotation, cellular component: nucleus. Gene Ontology annotation, molecular function: protein binding; nuclear import signal receptor activity. Lineage: Eukaryota; Viridiplantae; Streptophyta; Magnoliopsida; Solanales; Solanaceae. Gene Ontology annotation, biological process: NLS-bearing protein import into nucleus.